Messenger RNA from Penicillium waksmanii, 1860 nucleotides. RefSeq names its product siderochrome-iron transporter MirC (gene mirC). Gene Ontology annotation, molecular function: siderophore-iron transmembrane transporter activity. The transcript is spliced from 5 exons. Gene Ontology annotation, biological process: siderophore transmembrane transport. The record is from RefSeq and is a predicted model, not a curated record. Bases 1 to 1860 code for a protein of 619 amino acids. NCBI's taxonomy places the organism in Eukaryota, Fungi, Ascomycota, Eurotiomycetes, Eurotiales, Aspergillaceae.
AUGCCUCUCCUUGAUCCUCGCUCCAGUCCGUCCUACGGCGCUAUUGAACAGGAGCAUGACUGUGACACUCAUAGAGAUCAGGAACGAGAUCGUCUGUUGCAAGAUGAGUACCACUACCAAACCGACGGAGAGGACAGUGAGAUCUCAUCGCUGGACGAAGCGCAAGAAGGAGUGCGCAAAAUCGAAGCCAUCAAUAUGACUUGGACUACUCGGUCGUUGAUUAUUGCCUACGUCAGUAUAUUCUUGAUGGCCUUUUGCACUUCUCUCGAGAGUCAGACUGUCAUGUCCUUGGUGCCUUAUGCGACGAGCGCAUUUAGCAAGCAUUCGUUGAUUUCCACCGUCCUCGUGGUGCAGAAUGUAGUCAAUGCCGUUAUCAAACCACCCAUGGCAAAGAUCGCCGACGUCUUCGGUCGCUUCGAAGCUUUCUGUGUGAGCAUUCUGAUCUACAUCUUGGGUUAUGUGCAGAUGGCCUCCUCCACCAAUGUCCAGACCUACGCCUCCGCUCAGAUCUUCUACUCCGCCGGCUCAACGGGUCUGCAGAUCUUGCAACAGGUGUUCAUCGCCGACAGCAGUGACUUGCUGAACCGUGCUUUUCUGGCUCUUCUCCCCGAAUUUCCAUUCCUGAUCACCGUAUGGCUUGGUCCAACUAUUGCCGGGGCCGUCCUUCGCUCAACAUCGUGGCGAUGGGGGUAUGGUAUGUGGGCAAUAAUCCUGCCUGCGGCCUUCUUACCUCUCGCUCUUUCAUUGCUUCUGAAUCAGCGCAAAGCCCGAAGAUUGAAUCUGAUCAAGUCUUCUCGCAAAAAGCGGAGACGCAGCGUUUUCGCUAUCAUGAGACGCACUUGGUAUGACCUGGAUGUCGGCGGUUUGAGCUUGCUCUCCGCUGCGGUCACUCUGAUCCUUGUGCCUUUGACUUUAGCAGCCAGUGCUAAGAAUGGAUGGAUGAAUCCCAGCAUUAUUACGAUGAUGGUAAUCGGACUCGUGUGUCUGGUCAUCAUGCCAUUUUACGAAACUUCUAAGAAGCUCGCGCCCAAACCAUUACUUUCUCUGCAUCUUCUUAAACAGAAAACGGCUCUUGCAGGUUGCUUUCUCGCAUUCUGGUACUUCAUGGCAUUCUACUUCUCCGUCCAGCCAUACCUCUACUCCUACCUCCAAGUUGUCCAAAACUACGACGUCGCGACAGCCGGUCGCGUCACACAAACAUUCGCCUUCACCUCAACAAUAGCCGCCUUCAGCGUCUCCCUCCUGAUAAAAUACACGCGCCGCUACCGAAUCUUCGUAACAAUCGGCUGCGUAAUCUACAUGACAGGCCUAAUCCUGAUGCUAACCUACCGGACCGCAAACGCCUCCCACGCCCAAGUCCUCUUCACGCAAAUCCUAGUCGGCUGUGGCGGAGGCCUCCUAAACGUUCCCGUCCAACUAGGCGUCCAAGCCUCAGCAAGCCACCAAGAAGUCGCCGCCGCAACAGCCAUGUUCCUCACAUCGAUGGAACUAGGCGGUGCCAUCGGCGCGGCCAUCUCCGGCGCUGUUUGGACCCAUUCCAUCCCAGCGAAACUCCUGAAAUACCUACCCGCAGAAAGCCAACCCGCCGCCGCGGAGAUCUUCGGAAGUCUCGCUAAGGCGUUGGAAUAUCCUGUCGGUUCGCCGACUCGCAUCGCUAUCAAUCGCAGUUAUCAGGAGACGAUGAAUCGGCUGCUCACUCUCGCUGUUAUUGCUACUUUGCCGCUUAUCCCGCUCAGUCUUGUCAUGGAGAAUUAUAAGCUGGAUAAGAUGAGUCCGAAGAGUCAGAAUGAAGAGGAUUCCCCAUUGACCGUCGUCGACCCGGAACCCGAGUCGGAAGACUCCCAUUCGAAGCGCACUUGA